This is a messenger RNA of Neurospora tetrasperma FGSC 2508, 2889 nucleotides long. RefSeq lists its product as uncharacterized. Lineage: Eukaryota; Fungi; Ascomycota; Sordariomycetes; Sordariales; Sordariaceae. The coding region runs from base 1 to 2889 and encodes 962 amino acids. The transcript has 7 exons. The record is from RefSeq and is a predicted model, not a curated record. Gene Ontology annotation, molecular function: zinc ion binding; DNA-binding transcription factor activity, RNA polymerase II-specific. Gene Ontology annotation, biological process: regulation of DNA-templated transcription.
AUGCAAAACUUUCGCGAGAUUCGACCGGCUUCCAUCCCAACCAACGGCGGCCACGAUGCUGAGGGAGUAGCAGCACAACCAGCACUACAGCCACGAGACCACACUGAGCAGCAACAACAACAGCGUCACACUCACAAUCUCCCCCAUGUCGUUGCCCCAGGCUUUUCAGUUGCUGCCGGAAAUACAGGCCUUCCAAUAUCCGUCCAAGGGCCACAGCGAUUGGAAAGUAUUGUGCUUCCGAGGAGAAAGCGCAGUGUGGUUCAAGCAUGCCGUGACUGCCGCAAGACAAAGGCCAAGUGCGGCGGACAACGUCCCAAGUGCAACAACUGCAAAGCCAAAGGACGACAAUGCGGGUACGAUGGCGAAGAGGGCCAGUCGCGGUACAAGGCCAUGAAGUCGCGCCUGGCACUGCUGGAGAAGACGAUGCAGCAGCUGAGGAAAGCGACGGCCGAGCAGGCGGUGCGCUUGAUUGAGGAGCUGAAGCAGACGCCUGACGAUUUUUUCACCCCCAUGGCGGCUGUUGACGAGGAUGAGAACAUGAAUACGCCUACCGGUACAUCGCCAUCGACGGUUACGACCUCGGUUGGGAAUAUCUCCACGGCUUCUGGGUCACGCCACAGCUCUGGCCAGUCCAUGACCGGUCUGGCACACCAGGAACAAGAAGAAGCGUCUCCCUUUCGUGAUCGAGCAUCAAUCUCGACCGAACCGCCCAUCUUGUCUCCGACGCCGUGGCAACUAUGGGUGGACAACAGCAGCACCGCGGUCAAUCCGUCUCCCGGAGGAGCGUCCAGCAGCAGCGAUGGACGACGACAAUCCUUCCCAUCGGCAGCCAUUCAGAUUCCGAUUCCCGACCUCGAGACUACCAACGCCGCUAUCAACGAGUACUUUAUCCGUAUCGACCAGCUCUUCCAGCCCUUUUCCCGCGACGAGCUCAAAUCUCUGCACCGAAUUGCCUCCGGCCUUGACGACUCUACACUGAAUUCUGCCCCCAUGGACCGGAAACGGCAACAGCAAAUAGCCCUCAGCUGCCUCACAGCCGUCGCCUCCCUUGGUUCUCAGUGCCUUAUGGAUGCGCAGACGGACAGCCGGGUUCAAGAACAAGAAGCGUUUACGAAUAUCGCCAGACAUUACUUGGAUGUGGUUAUCGAGCACGCGCCGUUAGACGCAGUACGAGUGUGUGCGCUGCUGGCGGGGACAGUGAUUAUGAACAAGCCUGGAGCCUACAGGAUGAAUCACGAUGCGGCGCAGAAGCAGGCACAACUAGUCGAGGCCCAACAGGCGCAGAGACACCACCAGACUCUGGCUGCUGCUGCUGCUUCUUCUUCUUCUUCUUCUUCUUCUUCUUUGCAGGCGCAGCUCGCCUUGUCUCCUCCUGUGCUGCCGCAUAAGGAAACAAUCGGCCAUGGAAGAAGUUGGCGGACGUUGGUUUUUCUGGCGAGUUGGCUGAGCUCGGCUCACGGAUACAUUAUUGGUAGCGACUUGUUGGUUGAGAGACAAUUGAGUCCGGAAGCUGAGCCGCCGUAUCCCGAGAAUGCGGAUUUGGUCGAGAUCACAGAAAUAGCCCUAACCCGCCUCUGCUACAUCAAAUCCUUCAUCCUGCGCCUCCGUGCCUCCAACCGGGAUCUUACCCCCCACUCCAUCCGUCACGUCCUCCACUCCCUUCGCCACUGGUACCACACCCUCCCCUCGGCCAUCCAACUCAACUUCCACGACCUGUCUCGCUUCUCGCCCGCCGGUUCGCCCUUCCCCCAGACGACUUCCGGAGUCUCUUCAGGCUCGACCUCCGGCCUCCUCGAAACCCAUCGCUCCAUCCACCACAUCCACAUCCUCUACUCCGACUCCAUCACCUUGUUGUACCGCUGGUUAAUCUCCCAAAGCAUCACCUGCCGGCUGCACGGCAACCACGAGGGGCAUCAUGCACUGGACACACCCCUUCGGGAACUUCUCCUGGAACACGCGGAUGACGCGAUCCGCGUCGCCGGACUAAGCGCCGUGGUGUUGCGGAAAAUGAUUCACAAUGACGAGGAAAUUCUGAUGCCCUCCUGGACUGCUGGGUUCCAGGCUUAUACCAGCUGCGCGGUUCUGCUCUGGUCAGUAGUAGGCAAGAUGAUCAACAGCAUCGGUCUUUACCCUUCACAAACAACAUCAAGAGGCACGGGAGGUGAGACAAACAGCAUGGACGAACGGGAAUACCAGGACCGCUAUGGCUGGCACGGCGAACUCGAGCGUGUACGCGAUUGUCUAGUUAUUUUGGAGCUGUGCGCUCGCUUGGGAGGAGGGAGAGAUGGGGCAGAGAGGUGGUGGAGGCGCAUGAGGGCUUUUCUUGCGGUUGUGGAAUCUUCUGUCACUUAUCGACUGUGGGAACAACAGCAGCAACAUCGACAACAACAACAACAACAACGCCCGCCGCCCCUGGCCCUCGAACCCCAAGAUCGCAGCUAUCUCCUUACCCUCCCAUCUCCGCACGCGACUAUGAACUCCAGCGGCAAGCCGGUGGCGGUGGAUUACUCCCUCGCCAGAGUCUCGGUUAGUCUGAUAAUGCUCCUACAUCAAAGUUUUGGAGCGCCGGGGAGCCAGAAGCUGGAGGGAGUAGGCGAUGAAGAGUUUGCAGCGGGGGAUUGGGGACAGCACUCUUCGCGGAGAGGAAGUGCAACUGGGGCAGAUGAGAAUGAGAAUGGAAAUGGCAGUGCCAACUUGUUGAGUGGCUUGUUGGAUUUGGAGAGCGAGCAGGCGAGCAUUUUGGAAUGGUUGGGGUGGAAUCUGCCUGUGAGUGGUGGAAUUGGGUUGAAUGGGAACGGGGAUGUGCCUGUUUAUCCGGUGAUUUCGGGCGGUUAUCAGGGGAUGAACCAAGAUGAUCGUCGUGGUAGCGGUGGUGCUAGGACGAUUUAG